Messenger RNA from Talaromyces rugulosus, 990 nucleotides. RefSeq lists its product as uncharacterized. The transcript is spliced from 4 exons. The record is from RefSeq and is a predicted model, not a curated record. NCBI's taxonomy places the organism in Eukaryota, Fungi, Ascomycota, Eurotiomycetes, Eurotiales, Trichocomaceae. The coding region runs from base 1 to 990 and encodes 329 amino acids.
AUGUCUCCUCAAAAGCGUACUAGGGACGGUCGCCCAGUUCUUCGAACAGAUUCUGACAAACUGCAGAUGGUUAUCACUUCAUUACAGGCUAUGAUCAUUACAAUAAAUACAUUUGCGAACUUGAAAAUUCCUGCCAGCCUACUACGUCGUCUACAACUACCUGCCACUAAAUUCACUACCUUAGAGGAGGCUGCGGAUGCUGUACAAGUGACCUACAAUCGAAAUAGCCCAAAACAUUUGUGGGAACCUAAAAGCAGUGAACUGAGUGAUGGUCGACUAUCAGAAUGGGCUGAUACUGGUAUCGACAAGAUCCUUAUGUCGCCGUAUUUCAGGCUAGCAAAUUCCGAGACAAACUGCCGAACAAUCCUUGAUAUAAUAUUUUGUGACCGACUUGAACAACUCGAAGACUCAAAGUCUGAACAUUGUCUAAAUUGGUUUCCUAAAAUGACGCUAUCUGUGAAGAGCGAGCCGUUAAACAAGCUUAUUCAAGGCAGGGCCGGCAAUUGCCUUGCAUACGGAAAACAAAAAAGCGAUUUACACACAGCCUUGAUUGUCUUAGAAGCAAAAAAUCCAGGUUUAGUAUCAAUUGCACUUCCACAAUUGAUUGUUUAUCUCGCUGCGGUUCAGGACAGCCGAAAGGAGUCGACAAAAAUAAAUUCCUGCGUUUUCGGACUUAUCACUGACUCGGAUAAAUACGAAUUUGCUUAUCUUGAUGAAGAUCGCAACCUUUUCGUUUCAAACACCUAUAAAUGGGCAUCUCAAAAACUUCAUAUUAUUCAAUUGGUCGAUAAAGUACUUAAAGAUUCCAUUGAAGCUACUCCUCAUACGACACCUGUGAAGACCGGCAACAAGACAAUCCAUAACUACCGGACGUAUCUGAAUGAUAGUCAUCGAGUUGGAACUUUCGAAGUGGUUGAUAAUAGCGACAUGCGCAGAUGGAAGGUGGUUAAAAAGACUCCUUUUGGAGAAGUGCUUAUGGAGCUGGAAUGA